GGAUGUACCGGCUGCACGACCCGCUCUGCGGGGUUCGCCCCACCCCAUCCGUGGUCAUUCCGCUCGGCGACGGCGUCCCGAGCUCGGCCUCGCUCUUUCUUCCGGACGUCGAGGACGAUGCGGUGCGGGCGCGGGUGGCGGCAGUCUUUCCGCAUCCGGACACGGCCGAGGCAGCGAUGCGUCGCGGCAAGUUCCCAGUUGUCCUCAUCCGUACGCCGUACGAUCGGCGCAACCUCGUCGGCUCGGCGUACAUGCUCGCUGAGCGCGGGUUUGCAGUGGUGACGCAGGACUCGCGCGGGCGGGCCGACUCUGGUGGUGACUUUUUCCCCAUUGCGCACGAGCGGGCCGACUCGGGCGCGACCCUCGACUGGAUCGCAGCCCAGGAUUGGUGUUCGGGUGCGGUCGGCAUGUACGGCAUCUCGUACAUGGGCAUGAAUGCGUGGGCGGCGGUCGGCGCCAAGCGAGGCGUGCUCAAGGCGGUUGUGCCUGCGCUUUGCGCCACCCACUUGCAUCCGAUCCUGUUUCCGGGCGGUGCGCCGGCGCUCGAGCUUGUCCUCCGAUGGUCGUAUCUAGUGAUGGGGCUCGCGGCAGGGCCGGCGUGGCGAAUGGCGUGGAACGGCUUUGUCUCGCCGGAGCAGCGGUACAUCGAUGCGCUUAGUCAUCUGCCGCUGGCCACGGUCGACACGCUUGUCGGCCCGCCCGGCGAGCGCAUCGACUUUAUCCGUGACGGGCUCUCGCACCCUUCGCUCGAGCACGACGCCGAGUUCUGGGCCGACAAGAACGAGCUGGCCGACCUGGGAUCGGUUGCGAUCCCGCCGGUCCAUCUUGUGGGUGGCUGGCACGACUUUUUCCUUGAGGAGCAGCUGAAAGACUACGAAGCCGCAAGUGCGGCCGGCGCGACGACAGCGCUCACCAUCGGCCCGUUUGCGCACUGGUCAGUCUUUGACUAUCGUCCGAUGCUCAUGCGCGACGCGCUGGCGUGGUUUACUCAGCACCUGACGCACGCACCCGACGAGCUAGAUGGGGCGCAGCUUGACGACUCGGUGCUCAGGUCGGAGGCCGAGGCUGAUCGCGGCUCGGUGAUGACGCUCGCCUUCCCUGUCCGGCUGUACGUCCAGGGCUCGGAACGGUGGGUGCGAUACGCUUCGUGGCCGCCGCCUUCGCAGCGAGUCCCGCUCUACCUCUCUGGCCACGGAGUGCUCACGGCCGGCCCCGCGGCUGACGGCAUCGGCGGCGACGACCCGCAUUCAGAGUACGUGUACGAUCCGGCGAACCCGACGCCGGCGGUUGGCGGGCCAUCGUUCCACAACCUUAACGCUGGACGUGUGGCACAGAACGGAGUCGAGGCCCGCGACGACGUUCUUGUUUUUACCUCUGUCCCCCUCGGCGAAGACAUCUCGGUGGUGGGCUACCCAGAGCUGUCGAUGCGGGUGGCGAGCAACGCGCCAGGCUCGACCGAUUUUGUAUUUCGGCUCUGCGACGUCGACGCCGACGGCGUCUCGUACAACGUCUCCGAGUCGAACAUCCGGUUAAGUGUGGAGAGCGAGGGAGAGGCCGAUGGCGCGAGCGGGCUCAACCAUUUCGCGAUUUCCGGCAAGCGGCUUGGGGCUGUCGGGUACACAUUUUGUCGUGGACACCGGAUCCGGCUGCAGGUGUGCUCGGGCGCGCAUCCGCGGCUGAUGCGCAAUCUCGGGUACGACGACCCGCUUGUGAGCGCGGAGCGAAUGGUGGUGCAGCAGCAGCGGGUGUACCACCGCGGGGCGUCGCUGGCGCUACCGGUGGUCAAUCUGUGAGCAAGAGAGCAAGUGAGAGACAAUGUGUGUACUUUGCAGCGAGAGAGGCUAGUCCUCGCGGUUGAUGAGGAGGCCGGCGUUUGCGGUCAUGAGGGUGACUGGGAUCAAGCCGAUCCACGACCAGGAGAUGUCAAACUCAAACUGGCGGCCAUUGCCGGCGGAGGCCUUCUUCCAGUCGUCCGAAGGGAAGACAAUGGCGGCGUAGAGGACCCAUGCCAGCGAGAUGAAGAAGCAGGCGGCGAGGCAGAUGCCCAUGGCGAUCUUGCGUGCGCGGGCUUGGUCGGAGAGGCAUGCCGACUCGCAGCCGACAGCCAGGAGAAUGACCAUGACCAU
Molecule: messenger RNA, 2126 nt
Organism: Thecamonas trahens ATCC 50062
Lineage: Eukaryota; Apusomonadida; Apusomonadidae
Product: X-Pro dipeptidyl-peptidase domain-containing protein
Exons: 1
Molecular function (GO): dipeptidyl-peptidase activity
Source: RefSeq, a predicted model, not a curated record